AUGGCUCUAAGCUCACCAUUUGCUGUUACAUUCUCCAUCUUCGCUUCCCUUUUCAUCUUGUCCUCUGCUCAAACCUGCAAAAACUACACCUUCACAUCAAACAGAAUGUUCAAUUCCUGUCUUGAUCUUCCUUAUCAUCAUGCUCAUCUCCACUGGAACUAUUUUCCAUCCACAGAUAAACUUGCUAUGGCAUACAGAGCCAGACAGGACUCGAAGGGGUGGGUUGCCUGGGCUAUUAACCCGACUAAGACAGGCAUGGUGGGAGCACAAGCACUCGUGGCCUUUCACAACAGCAAUGGAAGUAUGACAGUGUACCCGACACCAGUAAAGGACUACAAUCCUUCGAUGCUUCCUGGAACUCUUACGUUCCAGGUGGCAAACAUCUCCGCGGAAUAUAAAAACAAUGAGAUGAUUAUUUUUGCUGUUCUAGGCCCCCUUGUUAACAUAACCAAAGUUAACCAUGUCUGGCAAUCAGGAUUUGCAGUUUCUAAUAAUGUCCCACAAAUGCAUGAAAUAUCCUCAACUAAUCUCAAGUCAUUUGGGGAUCUAGAUUUUCUGGCAGUGUAG
Daucus carota subsp. sativus is the source of this 567-nucleotide messenger RNA. RefSeq names its product cytochrome b561 and DOMON domain-containing protein At5g47530. The coding region runs from base 1 to 567 and encodes 188 amino acids. The transcript has a single exon. Lineage: Eukaryota; Viridiplantae; Streptophyta; Magnoliopsida; Apiales; Apiaceae. The record is from RefSeq and is a predicted model, not a curated record.